Molecule: messenger RNA, 912 nt
Organism: Panicum hallii
Lineage: Eukaryota; Viridiplantae; Streptophyta; Magnoliopsida; Poales; Poaceae
Product: probable aldo-keto reductase 2
Exons: 5
Coding region: 1-912 (303 amino acids)
Cellular component (GO): cytoplasm
Source: RefSeq, a predicted model, not a curated record
AUGGCGGCCUUGGGCUUGGGGUGGGGAGGCGGCGACCAGGCCACCAGGUCCAGGCGAGCCGGUCUGCCGGGACCCGGGAGGUGGGGAUCUGGCCAGCUGGGAACGGGGGAUCUCCGGAUCUGGGAACGGGGAGGUGGGGGUCUGGGGGAGGCGGGGAAGGUGGCCAGCACUGGCGGCGCCGCGGCGGACGGGCGGAGGCGGCCUGGCGGCGUGCGGGAGAUGGGGCGAGUCGCGUUCGUGCGGGCGACGGGGCGUACGGGCGGACGGGCGACGGGCGAGUCGAGCAGAUGGCCUGCCUGGGAGCUCAAGAAGCUGGUCGAGGAAGGAAAGAUCAAGUACAUCGGACUAUCCAAAGCAUCUGCUUCGACAAUCAGAAGAGCUCAUGGAGUUCAUCCUAUCAGCGCGGUCCAGCUGGAGUGGUCAAUAUGGUCUAGAGAUGUGGAAGAACAGAUAAUCCCUACCUGCAGAGAACUUGGAAUUGAAAUCGUGGCCUACAGUCCACUGGGCCGAGGGUUCUUAUCUGGUGGGGCUAAACUGAUUGACUCACAAUCAGUGCUGCAGCAGAUAUAUUUGAACUUCCCUAGAUUUCGGCCAGAGAAUCUUGACAAAAAUGGCCAGAUAUUCGAGAAAGUUAAUGCAAUGGCCACAAGGAAAGGAUGUACACCAUCACAACUCGCAUUGGCAUGGGUUCAUCAUCAGGGAAGUGACGUUUGCCCCAUACCUGGCACAUCAAAAAUAGAGAAUUUCAACCAGAAUGUAAGAGCACUGUCCCUGAAGCUCACACCAGACGAGAUGGCCGAACUUCAGUCCUACGAUGCUGCUGGUGAUGUCCAGGGUGACCGGUAUCCUCAAAUGGCAAGCACCUGGAAGUAUUCUGAGACUCCUCCAUUGGCGUCAUGGAAAUCUGAGUAG